Molecule: messenger RNA, 2516 nt
Organism: Cydia pomonella (codling moth)
Lineage: Eukaryota; Metazoa; Arthropoda; Insecta; Lepidoptera; Tortricidae
Exons: 2
Coding region: 356-1645 (429 amino acids)
Molecular function (GO): nucleic acid binding; RNA-DNA hybrid ribonuclease activity
Source: RefSeq, a predicted model, not a curated record
UUCGACGUUUAGUCUCUUUUUUCGUCUUACUCAUAGGUAGGUACAUAUUUCUUUUUACUUAAAAAUUUUAUACAGGGUGAACUUUUAACCACCAGUCAUACUCUGCGCAGCGACUUUAUAGGUCAUACUUAACAACUUUUACUAUGGGACCAAUUCCGAAAUCGCGAAAAAAAUUUUGACUGUCCCAUAUAAAGGUGCGACCGACUUUACCAGACCAACACUUUUCCAAACUGAGCUACAGCUGUCCGAUGAAGUUAAGUACUUAGGACUAACUCUCGACAAUAAACUCAAUUGGAACAACCACAUCAACAAACGGAUAGACAAGGCGGGAGUUGUCUUCUGGCAGUGCAGAAGGAUGAUUGGUAAGAGGUGGGGACUCAACCCGAAAAUUACCCUCUGGCUCUAUAAGACGAUAAUCCGCCCCUUACUCUGUUACGGUGCUCUGGUUUGGUGGCCAAGAACAAACCUAGGCAACGUACGAGACAAACUACAAAGACUUCAAAGGCUCGCAUGCGCGGUCACCACUGGCUGCACGAGGUCUACCCCGACUGCAGCCAUGGAGGUCAUGCUAAACCUUCCACCGCUGCACCUACACAUACAGCAAGAGGCCAGUCUCUCAGCGGUAAGGUUGCGAACCCUCAAGAUAUGGUCUAACAUCACAGGAGCUCUUCACACAAAAUGCCUGGAAAAGGUGUAUGAUGAAUUUCCAGUGCUUAGGUCAGGCACGGACCGGAUUCACAAACAAGCUAUCUUCGAUAAAAGGUACAAAAUACAGUUAUAUGAGGACGACAAUCAUGAAGGACUCAAUCCCCGGGAGCUGAGAAUCUUCACUGAUGGGUCCAAAACAGACAGCGGAUCGGGCUCUGGAACCUUCUCAGAAGACCUGAACAUGUCGAUCACCACUCCGCUAGGAGCCCAUAACUCGGUAUUCCAAGCUGAGUGCAUGGGCAUCAUAAACGCGGCGGCUGCCAUCACUGCAAGGAAGAUAGUAGGAUCCUCCAUCCGCAUACUCUCCGACAGUAGAGCAGUCUUAAUGGCUCUAAAUAGCCAUAUAGUUACAUCCAAACUUAUACACGAAUGCCACGAACGACUAAUGGAGGUAUGUCAUAAUAACAAGUUCACCCUACAAUGGAUCAAGGGACACAGUGGAUCCCGAGGUAACGAUGCUGCGGACGAGCUUGCCAGGCAAGGAUCGAAUGCGGGGGCGAUUGGUCCGGAACCGAUUCUUCCGAUACCAUUUAGCAAGGUACGCUCAAUGCUGCUGGCACGUACAGGGAAACUACACACAGAACACUGGCUGAACCAGACUGGAUGCAGACAGGCAAAAGAAGCCAUGCCUGGCAUCAACAGAAAACUCACAAGGGCGCUCCUGCAACUAGGGAAGGUCCGACUGAGUAUGGUAACCAGUGUCAUAACAGGUCAUGGACUAUUUAACAAACAUCUUUUCACAACAGGUGUCACAGACAGUCCCCUGUGCCGAGGUUGCAUGGAGACAGAAGAAACAGCCUCUCACGUGGUGCUGGAAUGCAGCGGAGUGACUCCAUACAGGGCUAAACAUCUCGGAUCUCCGAGAGACCUCCCCGAGGUCCUACUCAACAUUAAAGGUUUGAUAGGAUUCCUCGAGGAGCUGGGCUGGCAGGACUAGCCCACCCCCAACAUAUCACGCAAAAUAGGCGCAAGUCGUCGAGUUGCGGAAAAGUCGCCCGAAUACAAUACAAUACAAUACAAUACAAGGUGCGACCAGACCGCAGCUUAAAAAACGGUCACGAUACGGAAUCGCAGUGACGCGUCGUAUGCGUACCGUUUUUGACGCAUGCUCCCCACACCGCUGUUUAAAAAACGGUGACGGUACGGAAUCGCAGUGACGUGCUUCACGCGAAUCUUUUUUGUUCGCAAAACAGUUGCGUCUUUUACGUCACCGGUACGGUGUCUGCCAUAAGAUCUCCGUGUAAUAUUUUUUGCGAUUUUUACGCAGUUCAAUUUACGGUGCGUCAGCUUAUUUUAAGCAGCGGUGUGGCGAGCAUGCGUCAUGGACCCGGGUACGUCCUUAAACUACGUCCAAAAGAGAGGUAUGGGCAUUGUGAAUGUCAUCUCGCUUUGUGUGGUAGGGCACAGCCAGUGGGUGUCAUUCCAGAUCCAAAUUUUCUUGCGUGAUUCGGCAUUGGUCCCAUAAUAAAAGUUGUUCAGUAUGACCUGUAAAGUCACUGCGCAGAGUAUGGCUGGUGGUUAAAAUUUCAUCUUAUACCUAUAUUCGACAUAAGUAGUAAGUACUUACAGACCAACUAUGAUACACAUUUUGCCUGUAUAGUGAUACAUAGUGAAUAAAUUAAUACCUGAUUUAAAAAAUAAAACAAAAAUAACAAAUAGCAUGUUAUUUAAUUCAGUAAUCACUAAUCAGUCUUAAACAAUGAACAUCAUACUUUUAGAUUAGACAACAAAAUGUAUAUUUAUACUGUGUUUCGACUUGAAAGAUUUUACUGCUUUAAAACAUAAGACAAACCUACCAACCAAAUGUA